Molecule: messenger RNA, 1263 nt
Organism: Amphiprion ocellaris (clown anemonefish)
Lineage: Eukaryota; Metazoa; Chordata; Actinopteri; Pomacentridae
Gene: ndufaf3
Product: NADH:ubiquinone oxidoreductase complex assembly factor
Exons: 5
Coding region: 75-635 (186 amino acids)
Biological process (GO): mitochondrial respiratory chain complex I assembly
Cellular component (GO): mitochondrial inner membrane
Source: RefSeq, a predicted model, not a curated record
CACAACACCGGAAGCGAGCGGCUGGUGUUACACAGAAUUGUUUCCCCCUGACUGUCACCGGUCAGUCUGUCAACAUGGCCUCUGCAGUGUGCGGAAGAUUCCUCCUUCACAGAUCAACAUCGAGGUUUCUGUUCUCCUCCAGGGCGGUACCCGCUUUCUCCAGCCCAUUUCUGUCUCGUGGUCAUAGACUGGAACCUGGUGAUGAUGAGCUGUACCAGCGUACCACGGUGUCCGUCAUGCAGAAGGAACGCGAUGGAGGGAUCCUGAUUAACAGCUACAGUUCUGCAGGUUUCAACAUUGAUGGUAACAGGGUGUUUGGUCCCUGUGCUCUGCUGCCCCCUGCUAUCCUGCAGUGGAAUGUUGGCACUCAUAAGGACAUCACAGAAGAAAGCGUUUCACUCUUCCACAUGCUUGAACCAAGAAUAGAGCUCCUCGUACUGGGUACAGGCGCACGGCUUGAACGGAUUGAUCCCUCGGUCCUCGCUCUUCUUAAGCGUAAAGGCAUUGCUGUGGAGGUGCAGGACACGCCGAAUGCCUGUGCAACCUUCAACUUCCUGGUUAGUGAGCGAAGAGUGGUGGCGGCUGGUCUGAUCCCUCCUUCUGCCAGCACAGCCCUCGAAGUACAACAGGAAUAAAUGUUGUCAUGUGUCAACAGGAUCUAGGACUGAUUGCUGCAGAUUGAGGCUGGAGGCUCACUGACUAAUGUGAUUGGUAUUCUACUUCUGCAAAAACCUCCCAAAGGAACAAACUAAGUCACGUCCAGCUCUGAUGCUUAGUUCCAACAGUUACUUUUUUUUGUAGAUUAAAACAAUUAAAGUCACCACUGUCACUUGGUUGUCUGAGGCACAUUCUGUUAAGUAGUGCAUGAGAAUGUUGCACAGCACUGUUAUUAUGCCAGCAACCAGAUCUAGAUUUCAAAAUCUAGAUGUAGAGAUGAAUGCAGCUAUGUGUGCUUGUGAUUAACACAAACAAGUGCUCAGGUGAAUGUGAAGUGAGGAUGUCAAUGGUGGAGAAUAAAUUUGAAUAAUAUUCUUGUAUUUAAUUGCUAGUCUUCCAUGUAUAAAUUAUUUAUGGUAAAUGCUUUACAGGCUCAAGUGUGAUGCAUUUCAUGUAUUUUUCUGUUGACCAUAAAUGUAUAGUAAGACAAACUCAGCAAACUGUAUUUUUUCAUAUUUGAUGUGAUCUGUACACUUGUUAAACGGGAAUUCUAUGCAAAAAUCCCCAGAUGUUACAUGUGUAAAUAUAUUCCAGUAGGUUACCUGA